This is a messenger RNA of Amaranthus tricolor (Joseph's coat), 910 nucleotides long. Its product is annotated as superoxide dismutase [Cu-Zn] 2. The coding region runs from base 96 to 587 and encodes 163 amino acids. The record is from RefSeq and is a predicted model, not a curated record. Gene Ontology annotation, biological process: removal of superoxide radicals. The transcript has 7 exons. Gene Ontology annotation, molecular function: copper ion binding; superoxide dismutase activity. NCBI's taxonomy places the organism in Eukaryota, Viridiplantae, Streptophyta, Magnoliopsida, Caryophyllales, Amaranthaceae.
CAAUAAAACGAUAAAAUAAUCAAUAUCUCCUCGAAUUUUUGUACAAUUUUGAAUCUCUAUCCGAUUUUGGUGACUAGCAAUUUGCAACAUCAGCCAUGGUAGGCACUUUGAAGGCAGUGGCUGUAAUCUCUGGCUCUGAUAACAUCAAAGGCUCUCUUCACUUCAUUCAAGAUUCCUCUGGGGUUACACAUGUCAAAGGCAAGAUUACAGGCCUCACUCCAGGCCGCCAUGGUUUUCAUAUCCAUGCUCUUGGUGAUACCACUAAUGGUUGCAACUCCACUGGGCCUCAUUUUAAUCCGAUGAAGAAGGACCAUGGAGCUCCGUUUGAUGCCGAACGCCAUGCGGGUGACCUGGGAAACAUUGUUGCCGCCAAAGAUGGGGUUGCUGAUAUCUCCAUUAGUGAUUCUCAGAUACCACUUAGUGGGCAACACUCGAUACUUGGGAGAGCUGUUGUGGUACAUGCUGAUCCCGAUGAUCUUGGACGAGGCGGACAUGAACUCAGCAAGACAACAGGGAAUGCCGGUGCUAGAGUAGGAUGUGGUAAUUAUCGUCGGCUCUUGCUAUUCGUAUUUGCUCUUCUGUCUUAAUCUGGUAUAAUCGGACUGCAAUCGUCUGUUUAGAUCCUACGCAUAUACGGUGUUAAGUCUUGAUGGUUGAUGGCCCAUCUGAUGUUCUUAUAUUUUCAUCAUCAUAGUCAGUGUAUCCCGCUUAUCAUCAUCAUCGUCAUCAUUUUCUGUUCUUAUAUGUAUGAGCUUAAUCCUUCAAAUAUGCAAGUAGCUUGUAUAGCAUUGUGGCCGGUAAUCUGUGAUUUAGGGAAGUUCCGCUGUACGAGGCAUUGUAUUUUACUGAUAAAUGUAUGAUAGUUUGGUUGUGAUUAGAGUUGUGCAACGGGUUGGGUUGCAUUGGGGUA